This is a messenger RNA of Nannospalax galili (Upper Galilee mountains blind mole rat), 1681 nucleotides long. It is a transcript of the gene Ogn, whose product is annotated as osteoglycin. NCBI's taxonomy places the organism in Eukaryota, Metazoa, Chordata, Mammalia, Rodentia, Spalacidae. The transcript is spliced from 7 exons. The record is from RefSeq and is a predicted model, not a curated record. The coding region runs from base 272 to 1168 and encodes 298 amino acids. Gene Ontology annotation, molecular function: protein binding.
GCAUUUCACCCUGGAAAAGGAAUGUUGGCAAAGAUCUCCACCGCAUGGAAUCUGCUCUUAGCUGUUGGGCCCCGAAACUUUAUUCAGCAGUUUGAAACUAUUCCACAGCUUCGCUCAUUCACCCUCCCACUUGGGGCUAAUGCACAGGCAUGAACACCUACUGAGGAAAACCACAAAAAACUUCAAAACAGCUACAACGGGAAAAAAGACUUUUGCUCCAGUCAGCAGGUCAGUAGUUUAUUAACUUCCAGUCACCUUGAGUUUUGCUGAAAUGAAGACUGCACAUUCUACACUUCUGCUGUUACUAUUGGUGCCUCUGACAGAGCCAGCACCACAAACUCAGCUGGACUCAUACAUGAGCUAUGAGUAUGGAACAGAUAAUUUUGAAAAAACAAAGUUUAGUCAAGACUACGAAGAUAAAUACCUGGAUGAGAAAAAUAUUAAGGAAAAAGAAACUAUGAGACCUGAUCAGAAAAGUCUUCAGUUACAAAAAGAUGAGGUUGUAUCAUCAUCAUUACCCAUAAAAAAAGAAAAUGAUGAAAUGCCCACAUGCCUGUUAUGUGUUUGUUUAAGUGGCUCUGUCUACUGUGAAGAAGUUGACAUUGAUGCUGUGCCACCCCUGCCAAAGGAAUCAGCUUAUCUUUACGCACGAUUCAACAAAAUUAAAAAGUUGACCGCCAAAGAUUUUGCAGACAUGCCUAACUUAAGAAGACUUGAUUUUACGGGAAAUUUGAUAGAAGAUAUAGAAGAAAGUACUUUUUCAAAACUUUCUCUGCUAGAAGAACUUACACUUGCUGAAAAUCAACUACUGAGGCUGCCACUUCUUCCUCCGAAGCUUACUUUAUUUAAUGCAAAACACAACAAAAUUAAGAGUAAAGGAAUUAAAGCAAACACAUUUAAAAAACUGAAUAAGCUCUCUUUCCUCUAUUUGGACCACAAUGACCUGGAAUCUGUGCCUCCUAAUUUACCAGAAAGUCUACGUGUAAUUCAUCUUCAGUUUAACAGCAUAUCUUCAAUUACAGAUGAUACAUUCUGCAAGGCUAAUGACACUCGUUACAUUCGGGAGCGUAUUGAAGAGAUUCGCCUGGAGGGCAAUCCAAUUGUUCUGGGAAAGCAUCCAAACAGUUUUAUUUGCUUAAAAAGAUUGCCUAUAGGGUCAUACUUUUAACCACUAUCAAUGCAGCUUAUGGCCUAAGUAUACACAGCUAACAGUGUCUAAAAGAAUUUAAGUACUAGCUUAAUAGUAAUACUUCAUCUCCUCACUAUGAUGGAAUUUUAUGUUUUAAGCAAACAAGUUCAAAAUUCUUGUAUCUAAUUAGCAAAAAUCAGACCAAAUCUCUUAAGUUCAAAACAAAGUAAUGUGAAACUAAACAGAAUUAAAAAUUCCUUCUGGUUUACACUAGAUUACCAUCUAAAUGGCAUGCUUUCACAAAAAUACUUGCAUUUGAGAAGUAUUAUUCCCAUUACUAAUGAAGUAAGAGAGGCCCAAGAAACUUUCAGUUGUUUAUCUUUCCUGGCAUUUACUGUAUCUCAAAAGCAUUUAAGGCAGAUGUUCUAAAACCUCUGAAAAGCCAAGUAUUUCCAGUGACCUUCCAUUCUGACUAUGAUUCAUCAGUAUUCACUAUGAAGAAGGAACUUUGUUUUCUUCCUAUCAAGGCAGCUAUUUUACUAUAUUUCUCAC